GAGCAGAGGCAGCCAAGAUGCUGAAGCGGCUGCAGCAGCUGCUGCUGGCACUGUCCCUCCUGGCUAGUCUGGUGUACUCGGCCCCUCGCCCAGCCAGUCAGCGAGUGGGCAUCGUGGGAGGACACGAGGCUUCUGAGAGUAAGUGGCCCUGGCAGGUGAGCCUGAGAUUUAAAUUAAACUACUGGAUACAUUUCUGCGGAGGCUCUCUCAUCCACCCACAGUGGGUGCUCACUGCGGCACACUGUGUGGGACCGCACAUCAAAAGCCCACAGCUCUUCCGGGUGCAGCUUCGUGAGCAGUAUCUAUACUAUGGGGACCAGCUCCUCUCUUUGAACCGGAUCGUGGUGCACCCCCACUAUUACACGGCCGAGGGUGGGGCAGACAUUGCCCUGCUGGAGCUUGAAGUCCCUGUGAAUGUCUCCACCCAUAUCCACCCCAUAUCCCUGCCCCCUGCCUCGGAGACCUUCCCCCCAGGGACAUCGUGCUGGGUGACAGGCUGGGGCGACAUUGAUAAUGACGAACCUCUCCCACCUCCUUAUCCUCUGAAGCAAGUGAAGGUCCCCAUCGUGGAAAACAGCCUGUGUGACCGGAAGUACCACACUGGCCUCUACACGGGAGAUGAUUUUCCCAUUAUCCAUGAUGGCAUGCUGUGUGCUGGAAAUACCAGGAGAGACUCCUGCCAGGGCGAUUCAGGGGGGCCACUGGUCUGCAAAGUGAAGGGUACCUGGCUGCAGGCAGGAGUGGUCAGCUGGGGUGAGGGUUGCGCACAGCCCAACAAGCCUGGCAUCUACACCCGGGUGACAUACUACUUGGACUGGAUCCACCGCUAUGUCCCUGAGCAUUCCUGAGACCCAUCCAGGGUCAGGCAAGAACCAGGGCCGUGCUGUCUUUAACUCACUGCUUCCUGGUCAGGUGGAACCCUUGCCUUCCUUGUUCUCUGUCUCCCCUGUCUACUAGGUGUCCCUCUGAGCCCCCCAACCCCCAGUUCCAUCUUGAGUCCCUAGCCACUCCGGUCCCCUCUUGCCUCCCACCACAUAAUAGUUGCAUUGUGUGGCUCCCUCUCUUCUGUGGCUCAUUAAAGUACUUGAAAACA
Mus caroli (Ryukyu mouse) is the source of this 1093-nucleotide messenger RNA. Its product is annotated as tryptase beta-2. Gene Ontology annotation, biological process: proteolysis. The record is from RefSeq and is a predicted model, not a curated record. Gene Ontology annotation, molecular function: serine-type endopeptidase activity. Lineage: Eukaryota; Metazoa; Chordata; Mammalia; Rodentia; Muridae.